Sorex fumeus (smoky shrew) is the source of this 2751-nucleotide messenger RNA. It is a transcript of the gene PJA2, whose product is annotated as praja ring finger ubiquitin ligase 2. Bases 253 to 2346 code for a protein of 697 amino acids. The record is from RefSeq and is a predicted model, not a curated record. NCBI's taxonomy places the organism in Eukaryota, Metazoa, Chordata, Mammalia, Eulipotyphla, Soricidae. The transcript has 10 exons.
CGGCGCAAGAGGCGGGCCGCGCCGCCGCCGCCUCUGCUUCCGCCGCCGCCGCCGCCGCCGCCGCCGCCGCCGCCGCGCGUUGGGCGGGGAGGAGCCGGAGGCGGAGAAGGAGGCGGUGGUGGCGGCUGGGUCCCGCGCUGGACGUCCCGAAGCCCCUGGACAUUCCGAAUUCUCUUACAACUUCUUCAGCGCAUCAGUGGGACUAAAUCAGAUCCAUAAUUUCACUGACGGGGCAUCUGAAAGCUGCCAUAUAUGUCACAGUACACAGAGAAAGAGCAAGCAGCAAUGGAUCAAGAAUUCAGCAAAGCUGCCUGGCCCAAACCAGCAGGAGGCUAUCAAACAAUUACAGGCAGGAGAUAUGGAAGAAGACAUGCAUAUGUCAGCUUUAAGCCGUGUAUGACUAGGCAUGAAAGGAGUUUGGGUCGGGCUGGUGAUGACUAUGAAGUGUUGGAACUUGAUGAUGUUCCAAAGGAAGGUUCCUCAGGUUGCAGUCCAGUGGAUCAAGAUCAUCAUUCUUUACCCAGUGACACUUUAUCAGAGAAAAAUGGAACGAAAAUUCCAGUUUGUGAUUCAGCAUUGAGUCAGUUCAGGGAGAGCAGUCCUCCCUUUGCAGCCAUGCUCUGUAGUGAGGAAGGCAGGGAGUCCUUAGGAAGAAAUAUGAAUCUCCAUCAUCACUCUGAGGGAGCGUAUUCCCUAGGAGGUUGUCAUGCCUCAGGUGAUGAAAAUGGAGUUCCAUUGGUUCAUACUGAUUCUUAUGUUCCAGAGAGCAGACAUGGAGAGGAUACUGACCAUCUUCAGCUUUCCACAGAAGUGGUGGAAGGUGAGAGAUGUCAGGAAGCAUCAGGUAAUACGGUGUUUGGGUUGGAAAAUGGAAAAGUGGAAGGAUACGCUGGUCUGUCACUACCAGUUCCUUUUUUUAACUGUGAAAUCAGAGAUGAGCUUGAAGAAUUAGAUUCAGCACCUAUAGUGAAAAGUUCUACUAAAGGUCCUGAGUUAGUCCAUCAGAGCAGUCAGGAAUUUCAGAUGUCCUAUUCUGGAGAUGAGAUUGUUGAAAAGAAACAGCAGAAUCAUAUUAGCCAGGAGAGACAGAGAGAACAUUUAUCGGAAGAUUUAGCCUGUGUGCUGGUUCAUAGUAAAAGUGAACAAAAUUCCAGAGAUAGGGCCAGGAACCAGGGCCGUUCUCCGGAACAGGUGGUGAGGCCCAAGGUUAGAAAAGUGGUAAGUUCAAGCCAGGUGGAUCAAGAAUCAGGUUUCAAUAGGCAUGAAGCCAAUCAGAGAAGUGUUCAGAAGUGGAGGGAGGCUUUGGAAGUGGAGGAGAACACUUCGGAUGACCUCCUGAUUAAGUGUGAUGACUACGAUGGAGACCAUGAGUGUAUGUUCUUGGACCCACCCUAUGCAAGGGCGACAUCCCGGGAAACAGACAGUGGAGCCACAGCAGGAAGGCCAGAUGCCGCGGAUAGUGCCUUUUGGAAUGGCUGUGGAGAUUACUACCAGCUCUAUGACAAAGAUGAAGACAGUUCAGAAUGUAGUGAUGGCGAGUGGUCUACUUCUUUGCCUCAUAGAUUUUCUGGUACAGAAAAAGAUCAGUCCUCAAGUGAUGAGAGCUGGGAGACUCUGCCUGGAAAGGAUGAGAAUGAACCUGAGUUACAGAGUGAGAGCAGUGGUCCUGAGGAGGAAAACCAGGGGUUAUCGCUUCAGGAGGGGGAACAGACAUCCUUGGAGGAGGGGGAGAUCCCCUGGCUGCAGUACAGUGAAGUGAACGAGAGCAGCAGUGACGAGGGGAACGAGCCUGCCAGUGAGUUUGCACAGCCAGAAGCCUUCAUGCUGGACGGGAACAACAACCUUGAGGACGACUCCAGUGUGAGUGAAGACCUGGACGUGGACUGGAGCCUCUUUGAUGGCUUUGCGGAUGGACUGGGAGUUGCUGAAGCAAUUUCCUAUGUGGAUCCUCAGUUCCUGACAUACAUGGCCCUGGAAGAACGCUUGGCCCAGGCUAUGGAGACCGCCCUGGCACACCUGGAGUCUCUCGCAGUGGACGUGGAGGUAGCCAACCCGCCAGCCAGCAAGGAGAGCAUCGAUGGGCUUCCCGAGACCCUGGUUCUUGAGGAUCACACCGCGAUUGGCCAGGAGCAGUGCUGCCCGAUCUGCUGCAGUGAAUACAUCAAGGACGACAUAGCCACGGAGCUGCCCUGUCACCACUUCUUCCACAAACCCUGCGUCUCCAUUUGGCUCCAGAAGUCAGGAACGUGCCCCGUGUGCCGCCGCCACUUCCCGCCCGUCGUCGUGGAAGCCCCUGCAGCUUCGCCAGCAGAGCCUGAGCGCGACGCCCCACCGUCCACCUCCUAAAGCAACACCGAGGGAGUCCCGACGCAGUGCAUCAGCAGAUCCGACCGACCGACAUGCAGAUGAUUAUAUAGAAAUAUAUUGGAAUGCUCUGUGUAGUCUGUGCAGUGGUUUAGAAAGGGAAUUGCCUUCUAAACUAAGCUUAGGUUGCAGGAAGUGCUAAACAUUUUCCAGCUGAAUGUUGAAUCCUUAGUUGACUGUGUUCACAUUUUAACUGUAAAGUCAUGCUUAUCUGUGAAUUCUUCCAGAAGAAAUAAUCAUCUAUGUGGCAUAUAAUAUUGUUUUUGUCUGAGCAUUGCCACUAAGUGAUUAUGAUUAAGUUCUCCUAUUUGCAUCAAAUGUGAAGACUGUGAUCACAGCAGUGGUAAAAUUUGGUUUCAUUGGAAAUAAAAAGAUUUCUAAAACAUG